AUGCCCAAUAUGAUUUUAUGCAGUAUUGUAGUAGCGGUAAAUAUUUUAGUUUGCGGAUGCAUUAAAAAGUCGCAUCCAAGGAAACGAAAUAGCGUGCGUAAUGAUGACCAGUUGUCUUAUCGCCGCCGUCACCGGUCAUGCUCUGAACAGUGAAUUAAAGAAAAACGAACAGCGAACAGAAAAACUUCAAUAUGGCGCACGUAUUUGGAAUUGACCAUAAAUAUUUAGCUAUCUCAGCUAUAGGUUUAUCUACCGGCAUUGCUGCUUAUGCUGUAUAUCGGAGUAAAUACCCCGCGCCAUUGUCCAAGUCAGCUGCGUCCGAUGUUUAUGAGUCAAAGAAACUUCUCAGCGAGUAUCUUGUGUUUCACUUUGGCACGCCAGACCAGUUGCUUCCAUUUCAGUUCGGACCGAAAGAUUCGCUUGACUUUCCGAAAAGAUGUGCAGAUUUAUGCUUGAAAUAUUAUCAACCUAGGGUCAGGUUUAUUAAUUCAUUAUCAUUGGUCAUUGAUCAUUAAACAAUUUUUUUUUCAAAUCAAAUUCUUUGUGAGCUUGUGUAGCCUAGCCAAAAUUGAAAAAAAUUUCCCAUUUAUUAUUUAAAUUUAAUUUUGACUAAGUCGUACUGACAAUGACACUUGACUUAUACCCCUUAAUAGUAGGCCUACCACUAGUACUAGAGCUAGAAGUAUUGUGUAAAGUGUAAGCAAAGCCUGCCCUACAAGUUGCUACAAGUACAUAGCAGUUUCAUUUGGAUUUAAAUUAAUUAAUAGGCUAAUUAAUUUAAUAAGUUAAAUCAGAAGGGCCUUAUAAAUUUCACAUACUAUAGUCUAUAGUAUGGCUAUACUAUUACUAUUUUUUUAUAUACUUAAAAAAACAAUUUUUAAAAUUUAUUUGAAGUAUUUCAUAAAUUGCCAGGCUCAAACAGUGAGAGUGUGAGUCAGCAAAAUUUUUUUAAACAAUUCAGUAUAAUUUCUUUAAAUAUAAAUGGCAUUAGAAAUCAUCAGAUUUCUUUACAAUUAAUAAUUAAAAAUGUAGGCCUAUAGCCUAUUGCACAAAUUGUUUUUGACUUUGUUACUUUUUUACUUGUUAAAUAUAAUUCCCCAACUCUAGCAGCAUGAAAUUUGAAAUCAAUAUAAUUAAUUUUAAGUGAGCAUUGUAAUUCAUAUUUAAGGCAUAAGGACGAUAAGUGACAAUAGAAGAAAUCCUCAAACAUAAAAAAAAAUAUAUAGCCUAUAUAUCUUAAUUUCAUUAAACAAAUCAUCUUUAUCCAAUUAAUUGGUCUUGAUCAUUUUGUUGUGUAUUUCUUAUGCAUUGUGAAGAACAUAUACCAUUGUAAAUAUUUCAUGAAAAUUUGGUUCCAAUAGCUUUAAUGAGAUAAAAGUUAUGAACAAAAUAUUUCAGUGAUAGCCGAACAUAAGUCACAAGUUUCGGUGUAAAUUAUUAAUACAUAGGUUAUAAAAGCCACUUGAAAAUUCCAACAAAAAUUCAUAAAUCCGCUUCUAAUAGAUACAGAAAUAUAGAAUGAUACGUUUUUUUUUUCCAAAAAGCUUACGGCAAGCCCAUCUAAUGGUGAUAUUUUUGUAUAAUUAGUCAAAUUUUUACAUUUUAAUAAAAUCUAUUAACAAAUUUAUUUUAUUGUCCAUGAAUGUAAUAAAUUUUUAUUUCAUUAUUUUAUUUUACAGGAGGGAAUACCUAACAGAGCACUGGACAUUGGCUGUGCUGUCGGUAGAUCUUCAUUUGAACUUACAAGAGGUGUAGAACAGGUUAUAGGAAUUGACUACAGUCAAGCAUUUGUUAAUGCUGCUAAUGUGCUUAAGUCAGAAGGACAGUUAAAAUACAGUUUAGUCCAAGAGGGAGAUAUAUUUACAGAAGAAAUAGCAGAGGUUCCAAAGGAUAUUGUGAGUAAAUUAAGAUUGUUAUCAAAAUUCAUCCUAGCUUACUCAUUUACAGUCAUAAUAUGUGUAUCAGAUAUUUUAUUUUAGUUUGUCCAUUCAAUAGUGAUUUACAAUUUGAACACAAUUUUCUCACUCUCUGCAAGUAAAUUGAAAAUGUGACUUAAUAUAGUAUUUUAAGAAAUGUGGCUAUUCAUAUUUUGUUUUGUAUUUUCUGAUAAAGUAAGACAUUUCAACCUUAGAAGUUAUCAAUAGGCCAACUUCACAUUUAUAAAUGAAAAACAUUCAGUUCGUUACAUAUUUGAAGAGUACCAGUAUUAAUUUACUAAAUGGUUUCUUUGAAAAAAAAUUAAAAAUGUAUGGUACCAAAUUAACAUAUAAGUUAAGUAGUUUGAUCGGAACUAAUUUAAAAGUUUUCAUCUAGAAUAGGACAAAGGUAACGUUUGAACAAGGUGAUGCGUGCUGCCUGAAGUCAUCUCUGGGUCAGUUCGGAGUGGUGCUGGCAGCCAAUCUCAUUUGUCGGCUUCAUCAUCCAAAAGACUUCCUGGACAGAUUGCGGUUGCUUUUACCUCACCCAGGGUCCAUUCUAGUUAUCACAGCACCAUACACAUGGCUUACAGAUUUCACUGCAAAGGUCAAAGGUUUUAAUUUAUCACUGUGAAAGCAUAUGCUUUUAAGCUCUUGCAAUAUAUUGAAUUUAAAAAAAGGUAUAUACUUUCUGCAAAUUUUUUUUUAUAUUUAAAUGAAAAGAGAAUGAGUUAUAACAAAUUUUCCAUUUUUUCCCUGUAGUACAAACUAUAGUUUCAUGUAAUUAAUUUGUUUAAAAUUAAAUCCAUGCUUUUAGGAGCUCUGGUUGGGAGGCUUCAUAAAUCAAGCAGGUGACGCUGUCACAGGAUUUCAGACACUCCAAAAGGAACUGGGUCAAGAUUUUGACUUGUUGGAAGAGGUUAAUAUGCCUUUCUUCAUUAGAGAAACUGCAAGAAAAAACCAGUGGACAGUAGCACACGCAACAGUUUGGCGGAGAAAAUAGUUUUUAAAUUAUGUUUGGAAUUUUUUUGUAAAAAGAAUUUUGUUUAUUUGUCAAUCUGGCAUUAUCUUCUGUAUUUGCUCUGUAUUUGCCCACUAAAAAUCUAUGUCUUUUUAUUUUAUUUUUACUUCACAUUUUCAAAACCAUAAAGUCAAGAUUUUAAACAAUUACCAAUUUUACUCUUUAUUAUUUAUAGUGAACAGAAGCACAUUUUUACCGGUUCUGUUUUGUUCUCUUAUUGGUCACAUACAUGUUAAAUGAAGUUUUUAUAAAUUCACAUACAUUUGACAAUCACUUUGUUUUAAAAAUCUUUGAUAAAAGGUGUGCUGCAAUGAUUUUAUGCUUAAAUUUAAAUAAUUGCUAUGAAAGAAAGUCACUGUGUAUUGACAGAGAAUAAAGGGAUCUCAUAUUAUAGAUUUUUUGUUAAAUUAUUUGUUUACCGAGCAUUAGAAUG
This is a messenger RNA of Lymnaea stagnalis (great pond snail), 3370 nucleotides long. The record is from the annotation of a GenBank genome assembly. Lineage: Eukaryota; Metazoa; Mollusca; Gastropoda; Lymnaeidae.